ACGUACGCACGUGCGUGAAGGGCGCCGAUGUUGACGAGCGGUUGCAACGCAACCGUGAGCGGUUGUGAACGGUCGGGAUGCGACGGGAAUUCCAAACGUGCGGCCGACGUUGCCGGAUCGAUGCGAUCGGGAAUCGUCACGAAGCGCCGUCGAGGGAUUCGAGUUUGAACUCCCAUGGAUCGUCACCCUUCGAACGCUCCCUCGUGAAAAAAUGCGAGUCGGAGGGCCCGCGAUUUUUGAGUCGCGAGCGAUCGAAAGGCGAGGACUCCGCGAGCUUAGGGCCUGUGCAGAAUGGCUGUCUUGUACUCUUAAGACGUGAGACAGUUAUUGUGCGCUACCUCAAGACAAAGGCUUGAUACAUAAAACAUUGUCCUAAGGCUGUCUCAAGAGUCUAAGACAGCCACUCUGCUCGGGACCUUAAGCUCUGGAGAUAAACCGAACGCGAUAAGAUCUCGCUCGUUGUUCGAUUUUAAGCUGCCAAGUUUCUCGGCAGACAAAGCAUUCGAUUCCGAAAAUGACGACAUUAAGAAAGUGAGAUCGAGUCGGACGUUCAUUAAAGAGAGAUCGACUCUCCAAAUUUAUUCGCGCCGCAUUCGAAAACUUGAUUCAGGGACCCGUUCCGUAAAUGUUAACGACAUCGUCACGCGUUUACGGGCGGAUACGAUAUACCGCGGAAAAGCUGCGCGAAGCGCAUAGAGAGUCCCCUAUUAUGAGAUGAGCUUCUGAGAUAGCAGGGUUUUUGCUAAAUUAGGCAUCAUCUAUUGGUCUCGUCGUGUAUUUAUUGCCCCUGGAGUGAAAUCUGUUUUGUGGAAAAUCCAUUGUUAGAUCGUGUAAUCGUUGCGAAUCAAGAUUUGUGAUUGAAUUGUGAUGUUGCAAACCUGCCGUCUCGUAUUAGAAGUCUAUCUCACAAUAAAAGACUUUCCUCUAAUGAUAUUAUUGACGUUUACAGAACACACCUUUUACGUUCAUUUCUACCAGUGCAGAUUAACUUUGAUCUCGGUUCAACUUACUUUUUAUCUUCUUCUCGUUUCACAAAUUGGAAAACACAAAAAGUUAGUUAAACCGGGAUUAAAGUUAAUCUGCAUUGGUGUUUUUUUUUUCAAUAUUCUCAGGAAUGUUUGGAUCUCUUUUCUUAUCGCGAUGAAACGUCAGCGCUGCAAAUAGUUCGUUAAUUUUCUAUUCGGGAAUUCAGAGACUCUCUCUCUCUCUCUAUGAAAAACUCGUCGCGCUCGCGAUCGCCCGCGGGAAGCGUUUUCCGUGUUUAAAGUUGUCGAUUGUUCUCGGGAGACGAUCCGGACGGUCACGGUGCGCGGCGGCGACGAGCCGAUAAGCGUCUCUCGAUACGGACUGCAAUUGCCCGCCGAAGCUCGCCCGUGCCCAGUGAAAGUAUCAGAUGUUGCGCGGCGCGAGGCGGAGGAACGCUCUGACUCAACACGCGGAUCGGAUCGGCUCGGCGGAUGACGCGUCCGCGGAUCGGUCGGCGAUAAGCGGGCGAUUCUCGUCGUCCACCGCCGGGAAAACGGCCUCGUCGGCGCGAGUGCAUCUCCGGCCGCGCGUGCACGCGUGUUUGCGUAAUGCCCGACUGGUUUACGCGCUCGUCCCGGAGGCCGUGAGACGAGAGCUCGCUGAAAACGUCAAUUGCGCGCCUGAUCGUCCAGGCCUCUUGAAAACGUUACGUCUCGACAGUGCCGUUUCUUCCCGUUUCAGAUUUGCCGGUAAAGCCGGAGGACCGCGCGGCGCAGGUGGAUACCUCCAGUGAGUUGAGUGAGUUGAUUUCGCCGGCGACGCGGAUAAUCGUUUCCGACGUGGAAAACACGCGCGCCGAGGAAUGCGACGGUUGUGCGUCUCGCUGUCGAUCCUGGCCGCCCUGGCCGCGGCCCGGCCGGACGACAGGUACGACCAGUCGUUGUCGUCGAUUUACUACACGGAGCCUACGUUGACGAACACCAGCUGGACGGGCGACACCUGGAACAACAACAAAAGCGGCCUUCGCGAGCUGCACGGCGGCCGCAUUGUCCGAGGUCAGAGACUGCUGACGAGAUCGCAGAGCCCUUAUCUGCUGCGGGAGGACCUGUUCGUCGAGAGAGAUGGCGAGCUCGUUGUGGAGCCCGGCGUGGAGAUCCGUUUCGGACCGAUGAUCGGCAUCACCGUCCGCGGGAUCGUAACCGCCAAGGGCGAAGCACACGCGCCGAUCCUGCUGACCGCGGCGGAAGUGGAAACGCAGGUGCCAGCUCUGCAAACGCCGCCCACGAUACGCCUAGUUGACGGACCGAGUCCGCUAGCGGGAAGGCUGCAGCUCUUUCAUCGAGGUGCCUGGCGUUCCGUCUGCACGAACUCACGAAAUUGGACCCGCGCGGAUCUGGAGACAGCGUGCCGGCAGCUCGGUUAUCAGGGCGGACAGUGGUGGUCGUGGGUCGACAGACAAUGGCCCUCCAAGCCGCGUCUUCUCUACGAGGAGCCAGGCUGCCGCGGCACCGAGCCCUCGCUGACGACCUGCGAACGUUGGUCGGAGAGAGAACUGGGCGCCGGUGUCUGCGAUUAUCAUCCAGACCUGGGCAUUUCUUGCCUGCCGCUCCACGACGGUACGACCAAGGCGAUCAAGCAUUGGCGAGGGAUACGAUUCGAGAACGCGGUGUACUACAAAUCGCUCAUUCAACAGAACACGCUUUACGUGCGUCGAUCGCGGUCCAUUCUGCGAAACACGGUGAUCGAAUACGCUGGGACGGGGAGAGAGUACAAUGUAACAUCGGCGAUUCAUGUGGAGGGCGUGCCGCCGAUAAUGGAGUCGAUUUCUGUUCUCCACUCCGCUCUCACGGGCAUUAACGUCACCACGUCGAACGCGCCGGUCAUAAUAAAUAAUUGUACCGUGCAAUAUAACAGAGGAUAUGGGAUUUACGUAAACAGCUCGUCCGGUAUGGCGCACAUCAACAACUGCACGGUGUUCGAGAACGGCGCGGACGGCAUCAAGUACGUGCACGCGGACGAGCGGCCGGACGAGAAGCUGGAUCGUAACGACGUGUACGAUUUGUGCACCUUCCCCACAACGGCCAGUCAGACCUUCCCCGUCACUAUAUCUAUGGAGCAGAAUAAAUACGCGCCCAACGUAAAACAGUGUCCACAACACGUCUUCACGAGGCCGGGCCACGUCCUGACGGUGCACUUUCUGCAAAUGAAAACCGACAGGAACGACAGCGCCGUCAUAGAGGUGCACGACGGUAUAAGCGGGGCGGACAGACUCUUGGCCAGCGUCAAAGUCAGAAAUGGGACGUUACCGCAGAGCGUGACUUCAACGCGACAGAACCUCUUCGUGAAAUUCACAGCCGAGCCCAAAACGGACACGAUCGUGUUCGUGCGAGUGUCGUCGGGCUACAAGAAAACGUACGAUCUGAACGUGACCGGCAGUACGAUAACAGGCAACAGCGGCCGUGGUAUCGUCGUGGAGAAGCUAAGGUCCGCCUUGCACAUUCACGAGACCUCGGUAUCGAAUAACGAUCACGUGGCGGGCGUGCACGUGCUGGGUGGCGCGAUGGACGUCAACAUCACCGACAGCCGUAUUUCGUUUAACCAAGGGGACGGCGUCAACAUCACCGUUACGGGCGGCAAUCGCAACGUGUCGCGCAGCAGUAUAUCGUCCAACAGCGGUUACGGCUUCGCGGUAUGGUUGAACGAUAGCCUCGCCACCGAAUACGUGCACUUCAAUCAAUCAACUGUGAUCGAGUACUCGCAGAUAUUUCGCAAUAAGGACAUCGGCGUCUUGAUUGGUAAUUCAACCGGCAACUCGUACGUGAAUAUAACUGGCAACGGGUUCAACACGAGCCUCGAGACAGUAUUGCAAGUGGAAUCCAGUUGGAGGAAGGACAAUGGAUUAAUGAGAGUGCAGAUCGGGCACAACUCGUUCAUAAGAAAUGCGAAAUUAGCGAUCAGGAUGAGCCCGGCGCUCAAUCUCGAUGCUAUUAUAGAGUACAAUCAUUUCAGGGAUCAAGCGGCCGGCGCGAUUCUGAUAAAAAAUCCGCUCUACGAAGAGUUUAACGUCCUGCCUGCGCAGGUCGUGAUACGAUAUAACGAAUUUUAUAACAACCGCGGCCCCUUCGUAGCCAACAUUGGUUUAUCGCCUUACAACGACGCGCAAAAGUUACUGUUCACGAGAAACUUCCUGCGAGAAAAUCGCGUCCGCGAGCUGUUCGACAACGGCGACAUGCUGAAUGUCAAACUGAUACCACGCUCCAGAGUAGCCGCCGUCGUCGUCGUGUCUUCGGGCAACGUCGAAGUUUUCCGCAAUAUCUUACACAAUCCCGAGUCGCCCUACGAGAUCGGCUCCCACCUGGAAGAUCAGAGUAAAGUUAUCAAUUGCACGUACAACUGGCUAGGCUCCGCCGAAGAGAAGAGGAUAUUCGAACGAUUAUUCCACAGGAAAGACAGAUACAAUCUUGCCAAAAUCGAGUAUUUGCCUUACUUGCUGCAUAGCAGCAAUCCGGGCGCGAAUACCAUCAUACCGAACCCGACGUUCGUACCGCAGUUUGUCACGCCUGGUACGAAUCUAGUUGGGGGCGAGGUUGACGGCCAGGAGGAGUUGAGAGCCGGAGAGUACAUUGUCGAGCGUGAUAUCAAUGUGCGACCGGGCGGCAAGCUGACAUUGCAACCGGGCGUUACGUUACGCUUCCCACCGGCCGUGGGAAUGAUGGUCGCCGGUAAAUUUGACGCGCGUGGCAAGAAGCCCAGCGAUAUCUUGUUCACCCUCAAAGAGGAGCUCGUUGUGUUACCAAAUAACGAUACCCUCGCGGAUGAGGAAACGGUUCAGGUCGACGAGACAGAAUCCGUGCCGGUGAGGCUUCUCGGUGGAAAAACGAAUCUCGAGGGGAGACUGCAGGUAAAAAUUGGAAAUAAAUGGGGCACUGUGUGCAACUACGGAUGGACGAUUCUGGAUGCAGCGCUCGUAUGCCAUCAAUUGGGCUUCAUUCUCGACUUCGAGAAUUGGAAUAUGGAGCGAUCGCACAUUCCGAACGCGGGGAUCAACGAGGACAUACUCCUCAGCAACGUGCGGUGUACCGAAUACGACAACGAUAUAACUCAAUGUCGGGCGCAAAGGGAGCAGGACUUCGAGAACUCGUGCACUCACGCGAACGACGUUGGUGUCAGGUGUUUGGAGGUGGCGUGGGCGGGUCUCAGACUGGGACCACUCGCUCAAAGAAGCGACCUGCAGUACGUGACGAUCGAAAAGGCGGGCCUGCUGGAUUACAAAACAAAUUCGUUCAAGCCAGCUUUGCAAAUCGAUUUUGCCCGGCACUCGUUGGACGGUGUCAAGGUGCUCAACAAUCUGCAAGACGGCUUGGGAGUUCUGUACUCGGACAUAUAUUCGGCGGAUGCGAUAAACACCGUGAUGAACAGCGACUUCUCGCAAAACGGCGGGAACGGCAUCAGCUUCAAGCAGCUGGGCAUGCGGAUCAUCAACUCGCGAAUCGAGAGCAACAAGGUCGCGGGAAUAAGGCACAAUCCCGCUCUCUCGGCCGUGCAGCAGAGAGAAUUCGCGGGAUGGUUCCUGCGCGCGCCGGACUCCACGAUCGACUCGCCGUACAAUCCGAUAAUCUUGCCGGAAACGAGGGAGAACAUCGAGCUCGCUAACGGGGAGACCAAAUACGUCAUAACGACUAGAGUAACCGGCAAACCCGUCCGGCGUACCAUCGACAUUAAGUGCACACCAGGCUACGUCAUUGGUAUUCAACUGUUGAAUCCGAUAGAUAAUCGAAGCACAGAACAGAUUAUACUGCAUGACUCGCAACGUUUCGACAAGAAUCAAACGAUUUGGCAUGUAAAACGGGACCUGAGCGUUUUCCCUGUGUCGUCCAGUUCCUUCAUAGUAAUUUUGGAAUACGACAGCGGCGAGAAUGCGUACGGUGGAGCAGUCAUAGUUCUCACGUCGCUCUUGGCUCCAAUUCAGAAUAUUCAUAACAAAAUAGUGAGCGGCCCAAUUCCUUCGCUAAUUGUCACGAAGACGAGGAUCAAGAGCAACCAGAAGGGCAUACUCGCGUCCUACUACAAUCGGUACCUGAACGAGAUCGGUGAUCAUUUUCUACGGAAGGCUAACGAGACUAUUCAGCUGGUUGGAUGUGAGAUAUCGCACAAUCGCGAGGAGGCCGUUUACGUGUAUUCGCCUCACUGGAACAUCUUCCAGUCCAAUCUGUCCGAGAUCUCGAUACACGUGAACAAUAGCUUGAUCACGGACAACGGUAAAGGGAUACAUCAGUUCAGCCGCGACGCGAGGCACUCCAACAACCUCUUCCAUUGGAUAAUGCAGGACAGCACGAUUGAGCGAAAUCACGGCGGUGGAUUCGAGGUGUUGCUACCGGACGUCUGGCAGUACAACGAGAACUUCACGCACUCCCUGUACUUCGGGAACAACACCUGGCGUAACAACGAACAGUUCGGCUUCGUGGUGGACGGACAUUUCGCGCACCUUAACAUAUCCCACAAUCGUUUCGACAGCAAUCGUUGCAAGACCGGCCUGAUAUCUAUACGUGGAAUGGAGAAGAGGAUCCGAAUAGAUAACAACCAUAUCGAGGGUAACACCGGCGCCUACAUGGUCGAGUUCCGGGCGAACAGCCAGUCCGAGAUCCUCGGCGACGUUUACGCGCGCUUCUACUACAAUGAGAUUAAGCGAAACGCGUACGAUCUCGUCGGUAUGGGACCACGCCGGACGUUCGAUGAUCCCAGCUACGUCGUCGGCUUUCACGGCAUACAGAAGGUGCGGGUCAAUAGAAAUCUCUUCGGCGAGAACUCGCUGGAUUACGAAUUAUUGGCGGGUAUCAAGACCGCCAAGAUCAACAACGAGGUGGACGUCAUGGAGAAUUGGUGGGGCACCGCUAACGACACUUCUAUCAGAUUGAGAAUCUUCGACUUUGACGACUGGAACGAUCACGCCGUAGCCAACUAUCGGCCGUACCUGAUGACCGACUCAUUCGACGCGUCCAUCUCUGCGUCGUGGCACAUAAAUCGGGAGAUCGACCUCAACAAUCUGGGCGGUCGCAUAGUGGACAGUCUAUCGCUGCACGCGAGACCCGAGCCCUAUCUCGUGCAUUCCGACAUCACGGUCAUGCCGGAAGCUACCUUGCACAUCCAUUCCGACGUUGUAAUGGAGUUCGCUCCCAACGUCGGCAUUUUGGUUCUGGGAACGUUGAAAGCCGUCGGCGUGCCCGGCCACGAGAUAAUAAUGAGACCGAUGAGACGAGUCGACGCGAGCGCGAACUCUACGUUCUCCAAAUUGACGCCGACGAGGACUUCCGCCAAUCUCAUGUCAAUGCCGGACGAGACGAUCCGCCUGUGCAAGGACGGACGUUGCUCCGUGUCGCACAACGAAGGAUUCAUAGAGUACUUCAACAAGACGACACUUCAGUGGAUUCCCUUGUGCGACGAUCGAUUCACCGAGCGCAACGCUCAAGUGGCGUGUCGACAACUUGGCUACGACACUCUCAACGUCUACGUGUCGUACGAUCGUAGGUACGAGCUACAUCCUGGAUCGCUGACGCGCGUCUGGUCCUGGCCCGAGCCACUGCAGUGUUUCGGGAAAGAGCAGAGUCUCGAGGACUGCCAGAUCAGAUUGAACGGUCAGCUGUUCGGUCAUCGUCACGAGUGCCCGUGGGACGGGCAGUUCAUCUUCCUGCAUUGCGGCAAGCGAAACUUGGACGACGCGCACGAUUACUGGGGCGGGAUACGUAUCGCGAAUAGCGAGUUCGAACAUCAUCUGUACGAGCAUCGCAUCCACGACGUCGUGACCCACGAGACGGUCAAGCGCGUCGAAUCGGUUUUGAGAUUCAUCAAUAUAACCGGCGCUGGGAUUUUACACUUCGAGAAAUCGUCUGCUGUACAGUCGAUCAUGAAGUCUCCGGCGGUGGUGCACGUAAACAUAGCUCGCAGCGCUUAUCACGGCAUCAAUGUCGUAUCUCCGACGCACACGGUGGAAUUGUUAUUCAACACGAUCGACAACGUCCUCGGCAACGGCGUGAACGUACUGUCCUUGACGGGAGAAGGCCGCGAGGCGGACGAGAGCUCGUUCACGCCUAUUAAGGAUCUUAAUAUUCCUUAUCAUUUAUUCAGCAUGGUCGACAUAUGUGACACUACGAAAGAAAUCACGAUCGAGGAGCGCGUGCUCGUGUACUACAAAUACGAUAAUUAUCCUGUCAAUUGCGUGAAGAUCUUCCGCAGCGCUUACAGAGCGAAACCUUUCGGGUUCAGGCUCUUGCAGUUUAAUCUUUACAACUCUACCGGCAAGCCGGGCCGCGCCGAUGGCAUAACUCUAUACGACGGGGACAUUUACAAUAUCACCACCAAGGAGAUUGGCCAUCUGGUAGUUAAUACUCCGGACGAGAAAAAGUUGUUCAGAACCCAGAAUCCCAGCAUUAGUAUUCGAUUAUUCGCCAACGGCGCCAGCAGCGUGCACGGAUUUAUCGCGGAAAUCGUGACUCUCCCGAUAUCCGCCAUUGGUUUCAAUCGCGACGUACAGCACAACGUUUCCUACUCCGUGAUAUCCAACUGCCGCGAAGGAGCCGUAAAGUAUGCGAGCGCCGGCGAAGUGAACGCCAUAAUGACGCUCGAGCGUAAUCAGUUUGUCAACAAUUGCGAGAAGCUGUACGGUAACUUCUCCACCUGUAAAUCUGCGCUGUGGUUCGAUGUCCAGAACACGCAGUCGCUCUAUUUCAGAAACAACUUGGUGCAGCGGAAUCAGGGCGGUCUUUCCGUCCGCGCGGACUCGAGAGGCUCGGCGACGUCCCUCAAGGGAUGGAUUCACAACAAUCUCUUCACGGAAAACUUCAACAAACCCGCGCUGUACAUCGAGGGCCGUCAGAGCAGUCCCUACCAAGAGGUGACCAUAUUCAGGAAUUACUUCACCAAGAACAACGCUCCCUACGACAACAACAUUAUUUUGAAGCAAGUGGUCAGCAACAUGACGCUCAAUUACCUGCAUGGGAACCUCGGCAUGCAUCUACUGGAGGUCUCGGGAUUCGAGAAAGUCCGCUUACCAAUCUACCAAAGCACUUCUCACAACGGCUUUUACAAAAACUACGCAGUCGAUCGUGAAGGCCGUAGCACUAUCAUUGCCGGUACACCCGGCCAGCAAUACGUCGACAACGUGUUCUUUAAUCCCGACAACGAUUACGAGAUGCUCACGACGAACAGAACUCAACAACUGGAAAUGUGGAGAUCCCACGUGGACGCGCGGUACAACUGGUGGGGCUACAACGAAACUCUGGCGGUGGCCGGACGUAUCAGAGACCGCGGAGAUUCGCCUGAACUCUUGCAGGUGGAUUAUCAACCCUUCCACAUGAACAAUAAGUCGGUAUUAAGCGGCGAUAAGUGUCCACCUGGCUGGGACCUCGUCGGCGACACAUGUUACAUAUUGAUCGGCGCACCGAUGGACUUCUACAGCGCGCGAGACUUUUGCAGAUCGGCGAACGCGUCGAUGCCGUUUAUCAUGGGAGAUUAUCUGGAACUCUGGAAAUUCGCACGCAAGCAACAGGAACGAUUCGAUUAUUCGGAGCGUGUGUGGGUGCAACAAUUGGAACGCGUGGAUCAGUGCACGGUGUUCACGUAUCAGACCAUCGAGAUUGAUCAUUGCGCGCAACCCAAUUCGUUCAUCUGCGAGAUCGAUCCCAGAGUGAACAUCGAUCCUCUAUCGUGGAGGAAAGAUAUCGUGGCGGUGGGUGUUUUGGGAGCCGUCGGUGUCGCGCUGGCGUUGCUGACCGCGGCUAUCGCUUUGUGGGCGUCCAAGUCGAAGAAGCGUAAGCUCGAGAGACUGGAGCGACGUAAUUCCAUCAGGCAAUCUCUACAUUCCUUGCGAUCGGUCGGCUCCACGUCCGGCUUCACGGAGCUUGCUUAUCGGCGAAAACCUAUCGCGACCAAACAUUCCACGGAUACGCUGAAUUCAAAUUACAAGCGCAUGUUAAACGGCGGUAGCCUGGACUCGAUGGACAAGUCGCAACUGAACUCCUCGAUAGAGGACAAUCAGAGUUACGACGUGUACGAGGCCCACAAUCCGCGAUACUCGCCGAGCACGAGCGACUUCAAGAACACGGCGCAGAAGUACGGCGUGGCGCAGAGCGUCGACAAUCCGGUCUUUGAUCUGGCGUAUCGCAACGAGGGCUUCCGCAAUCACUCCACUUUUGCGGCGAGGAACGGUAACGUCGCCACCGCCGCCGCUGCCACUGCUGCCGCUUCUAACUGGUCGCCGAACGUGCAGUCGCCCUCGGUCGAGGAGGGUCCCACGGCGUAUCCCAACAACGGGAGCUCGUACUUUAACAACGCGUCCACGCUGCCGUUGCACUCCAGUCUCGCGCUCACCGACUCGAUGAGCGAAUUGAAGCGCGACAUCGAGGCCUCGUCGGCCGCUUACGAUCCCGUGGAUUACGACUCGAGGCGCGCCUACGACACGGCCACGUUAACGCCGAGUCAGGCGUCCGAGCCGGUGCCGGAGUACGCGCCGGACUUUCAGCCGCCAGUACCGCCGCAUCCGUACCACUACGAGGCCGAGAGUAGACCCAGGAGCGAGGCGCUGCUCGAGACCAACUUUGAUACAGGCGAGGAGAAGCCGCUACGCUCGAAGAGCGAAGCCCUGCUCGAGACCAACCUGGACGCGUUCCUAGUCAACGAGCCUACCGAACUCACGCAGUUGUCAGCGACCGCGCGGAGCAAGAGUCAGCCGUUGGAAACGGCGAUGUAGUUCUCCGAGGACGCUGGUGAUCCUUGGACUGGCGUUGUUUACAAUCGGGCGCAACUGAGGCGCGUGCCAAAACGUCUUCUAGCGACGAGCACUGCCAGCUCUACCGCACAAGAGAUUUUCAAUCGUUCGUAACAAUAUGCUACCGUUUUAAGCGACUCGUGCCAUUUCCAGUAAUUGCGAACUGGAUAUUGGAAGACAGGUGCACAGGAAGGCCCCGGUUGAGAUGCUCGGGGAUGAGGCAAAGAUACGGACAACGCUGACUCGUUGUUAACCGAAGUUGAAACUGACGAAGAAGAUUCACGUCGAUGAAAGACUCCGCGUUCAAUUACAAACCGAUAGAUAACGCGUUGCAAUAAUUAUUUAUAACACACCGCAUUGACAAGUAAUCAAGUAUGCGAGUCUUGGACGAAUUCAUCGAAUCUGCGCCUGGGGUGAGGGCAUACAGACGAGGUCUGUGCAAGAUUUUCGACGGGAAUCGCAUCCCGCACCCCUCGUACUCGGCGGAUGUUCAUUAUCUGUACAAUGUCAGGAAUUUAACGUGUGUUCACUGUUAGAUUUUUUAAUAUUAAGACGCUAGUAGUUCGGCGUACACACAUAUGGUUGAGAUGGACCGCGUGUUUUCUCCUCACACGACGUCGUAGAGAUCUCAAUAUUCGAUCUCUCUCGUUAACGACUCUCGGAAGUUGACGCGCGUACCUGUUGCGUCACACGUUCGCCAGGUGUUUCAAAGAGGAUGACUGCUUGUGUUACAAACGACGCGUUACUUAAUCCCAAUUACGUCCGCAAGUGGUUUCUAAUACCGCUAAUUUGAUAGACUGUUAAUAACGACACCGUCGUUGGUCGAGUGACGCGAGCGUGAAUCUCCAAUUCGCCGGAGACGAAGCUCGUAGAUAAUUUUGUAAGUCGAUUGUCGAUUGUUAAGCUUUUUUACGGUACAAUGAGUAUUUACGAAUUUUAUCAAAAUUUAGAUGUUAAAAAUUCUUUUGAUAUUUAUAAAAGGUUGAGACGUUAAAAAUUCUUUUGUUAUAGACGAAAGAUUUAGAGCUAUAUAACGUUACGAAUACUGUUCGACGAUAAAUAUCGUCCGAAAUCGGACGAGCGAGGGGGGGGGGGUAUAUAUUAAUUUUAACGAUAUAAGCGCAAAAGAUUAAUUGACUAAUUCAUUGUUGACCUUGCGACCAAGCUGUGAGAAUAAAAGCAGACCUCAUACCCGUAAUUAGUAUUGUACGCCCCGUUGUUCUUUGAUGAGCGUACGCCGAAUCGAUCAAGGUUUCCUCUUGUUAUAAUUUAAGAACGCGGAGAGAAACGUACAAGAGAUUUUUUUUUCUUAAUUUUACAUCUCGUGCUAACGACAUCAAGAAGUUGGAGUUACCAGAUUUGGCAAAUCUGUUGCAGAUGCACGGUACUACACUGCCAAGCGUGUCCAACGUCGUAUCAUAAUUCUCGCGAGUAUUAAUAGAGUAAUAGAUAAAUUUCCUCGAAAGGGUAUCCCCGCAUUACGAAACUGAGCUGUAAAUAAGAGUACGCGCUGUUUAUCGAAUAACCCGUGCGUACGUUCUUACGUUAAGAUAGACUUACCGUUUCUAUUAAGCAAGGUGAUCUCACCGAUCUUGUUCUUACCGAGAAAAAAAAACAUGUUUUAUAUGCCUGCCUUUAGUAAAGUAUCCGUCCAUACACUAGUAGACUUAGCGCGACCGAUAUAAUCGCCUUUUUACGAGGCGGCGCGAUAAGUAGGACUCUAAGUAAAGUUUUCGCUAAUGUAAAGACCGCCUGAAGAAUCCACGGGAUUCUUGCGAGAGAAGGGAUAUAUGGUAUAUGUAUGCGUGAGAGACACGUACCUAUUAGCAGACCGCGAAGGCACUCGUCCGCAGUAUAUAUUUAAAUAUUUGCAACGUAACGCUCGUUAAGAUUUUAAUGAGCUUAAUUGUCGUGCCGCGUGCUCUCUCAUAGGUACUUGCGCGAGUGGGAUUUGAUGUUCACAAGGCUGCCUUACGUGUACAUGUCGCGCAGAAAUAAAGUGGAUAAAUAAGCGGA
Vollenhovia emeryi is the source of this 12742-nucleotide messenger RNA. RefSeq lists its product as uncharacterized. Lineage: Eukaryota; Metazoa; Arthropoda; Insecta; Hymenoptera; Formicidae. The coding region runs from base 1829 to 10708 and encodes 2959 amino acids. The transcript has 27 exons. Gene Ontology annotation, cellular component: membrane. The record is from RefSeq and is a predicted model, not a curated record.